UGUAGGGUCAGAGGAGACUCGAUAUCUGCUUUGAUUGACGCGAACACGCACACGUUGUGAGAUGGCGAACAUGGGUGGGAUGGGUAUGGGGGUAGGAAUGGGUGUGCAAGGGAUGGUGAGUCCUAACAUGGGGAAUCAGAAUAUGAGUCCGACCAUGGUUAAUCCUAACAUGGUCCCGAUGGGGUUGGGUGGUCAGCCGAAUAGCGCUGCCGCCUCACCAUUCGGAACAGUGACUUGCCACAUAUGUGGGAAAAACGAGCAUUAUGCUCGUAAUUGCUGGCAGGCGCAAGCGGUUGGAAAGCAAAAAAUCGAUGAGGAGACUUUGGAGAUGAAAGAGCUUUUUAAAAAGCUGGUGCAAAAGGAGCAAGAAGAACAGGAGAGGAAGCAACGAGAAGUCGAGGAGGCUAAGAAGGCGGCAGAGGAAAGGAGGGAAGGAGAGAAGAUCUGUGAGGAAGAAGCGAGAGAGGUACGUUUGGAAGCUACUAUAUUGCGUAUUUUGGCGCAGAAGCGAGAAUCCCUGGUAGCUGAAGUCAAGCUAGUGCAUGGCGAUGAUUCAAGAAAACCGUCACCAAGAUCCAAGGCGCGCUUGCUAUGCGAGAUUAGGGGCUACAUAGCGGAGUCAGAGGACGACAGCGAUGAAGUAAGACUGGAAGUGGAUAAGUUGGUGGAGGUGCUGGAAGCUAGAAAGAAGGGAGGAAGAACACGGUGUGUGAGAUGUACUGAUGACUUGAAGACAACACUCACUAAAGUUGUGGCCGCGCUAAGCAAGACGGGAGAUACGAUCGUGGCAAGGUGCUACGACAUCAAGGACAUGUUCGCAAAACUUCCUCAUGAAGACAUCGUCUCAUCAGUCGCUUGGCUCAUAGGGAAUCUUAGGCGACGUGGUCUCGUUGCGGUUAAGGCGGCGACGAAGAAGAAGAAGGCAGCGAAGAAGGCGGCGGCGAAGAAGAAGAAGAAGAAGAAGGUGGCAGCGAAGAAGGCGGCGAAGGCGGCGCAGGAGAAGGCGGCGAAGGCGGGGAAGAAGAAGGCGGCUGAGAAGAAGAAGGCGGCGAAGAAGAAGAAGAAGAAGGAAGAAGAAGAGGAAGAGGAAGAAGAAGAGGAAGAGGAAGAGGAAGGGGAAGAGGAAGAAAAAGAGGAAGAGGAGGAAGAGGAAGGAGAAGAGGAAGAAGAGGAAGAGGACGAGGAGGAAGGAGAAGGCGGCGGAGAAGGCGAAGAACGCGAAGAACGCGAAGAACGCGAAGAAGGCGAAGAAGGCGAAGAACACGAAGAAGGCGAAGAAGAAGAAGGCGGAGAAGAAGAAGAAAACGAAGAAGAAGAAAAAGAAGAAGAAGAAGAAGAAGAAGAAGAAGGAGGAGGAGGAGGAGGAGGCAGUAAAGAAGGAGGAGGAGGAGGAGGAGGAGGAGGAGAAGAAGAGGAGGAAGAGGAAAAAGAAGAGGAGGAGGAAGAAGAAGAAGAAGAAGAAGAAGAAGAAGAAGAAGAAGAAGAAGAAGAAGAAAGAAGAAGAAGAAGAAGAAGAAGAGACCCGCCAAAACACAGACUGAGAACACACUGCUGAUUUCUGGGAUUUGCCGCUGGAAUGGAUGCCUUGCUGAGAUUCCCGCAUUCU
Messenger RNA from Chara braunii, 1606 nucleotides. The record is from the annotation of a GenBank genome assembly. Lineage: Eukaryota; Viridiplantae; Streptophyta; Charophyceae; Charales; Characeae.